Messenger RNA from Triplophysa dalaica, 3766 nucleotides. RefSeq names its product calcium channel, voltage-dependent, gamma subunit 7a (gene cacng7a). The record is from RefSeq and is a predicted model, not a curated record. Lineage: Eukaryota; Metazoa; Chordata; Actinopteri; Cypriniformes; Nemacheilidae. Gene Ontology annotation, cellular component: AMPA glutamate receptor complex; postsynaptic density membrane. Gene Ontology annotation, molecular function: channel regulator activity; voltage-gated calcium channel activity. The coding region runs from base 160 to 1185 and encodes 341 amino acids. Gene Ontology annotation, biological process: positive regulation of synaptic transmission, glutamatergic; neurotransmitter receptor internalization; calcium ion transport. The transcript is spliced from 6 exons.
AAGAGAGAGAGGGGGACACGUGUGUGUGUGUGUGUGCGUGCGUGCGUGCGUGCGUGAAGAGAGAGAGAGGGAGAGGAAACUGCAAAAUCUGUCAAGGUUUCCAGUUUGGUUAUUCCUCUCGACGCCUGUGCACCGCUGAAUCUGGUCGCGUGGUAGAGGAUGAGUUCCUUCAGCACCAGGGCUCUAACGCUCCUGUCGUCUGUGUUUGGGGCAUGCGGGCUGCUACUGGUGGGUGUAGCUGUGUCUACAGACUACUGGCUGUUGAUGGAGGAAGGCAUCGUUCUGCAGCAGAACCAGACCACAGAAGUAAAGAUGGCUCUGCAUUCUGGACUCUGGAGGGUCUGUUUUGUCGCUGGGCCAGAGAAGGGGAGAUGUGUGGCAUCUGAAUACUUCACCGAGCCAGAGAUAGAGAUCACUACUGAGAACACAGCAAAUAUACUGAAAAUGGUCAGGACGGCCACCCCCUUCCCCAUGGUCUCGCUUAUCUUUGUUUUCACGGCCUUCGUCAUAAGUAACAUCGGUCAUAUCCGUCCGCAGCGCACCAUUCUGGCCUUUGUCUCUGGAAUAUUCUUCAUCUUAUCAGGUUUGAGUUUAGUAGUUGGUCUGGUGUUGUAUAUCUCCAGUAUAAACGAUGAGGUGAUGAACAGACCACGGGAAGCAGAGCAGUUUUUUCACUAUCACUACGGCUGGUCGUUCGCCUUUGCUGCCAGCUCCUUCCUACUCAAAGAGGGUGCUGGGGUCAUGUCUGUCUAUCUCUUCAUGAAACGCUAUGCAGAAGAGGAAACGUACCGGCCACAUCCUGCACUCUAUCGUCCCCGUCUGUCUGAAUGCAGCGACUACAGCGGCCAGUACCUUCACCCGGAGUCAUGGCCGCCUCCUCAGCGUGGACGCAGUGCUUCUGAGGUGUCCAGCGACAUCUCCAUUCAACUCAACCAGACCCCUCUGCCUCCCCAGACAAAGAGCGGCGGUCACUCCAAUCCAGUCUCUUCAUCAGGGCCCUCCUCCGCGGCCAGCUAUCAUCUCCCACCUGCUUCCUCUUCCUCCUCUUCUUCCUAUCCUCACACCCUCCACUCCUCCCAUUCUGGUGGCCCCACCCCUCAUUCUCUUCCAAUGGCCACGCCCCCAUCAGCAGUGCCACCGCCUCGCUACCACGCCCACAUGCGUAUGAGCGCUUCCCCGUGUUAGAGGAAAGUGUAACUUUUAACACUAUGUAGGAGGGGGGCUAGAGAAAGGGGCAAGUGGGGCUUUGAUACAGAGACAAAAGGAGCAAAAUUAAGAUAAAGGGUGCUAAAAAGAUGUAAAGGACGCCCUUCACUUACAGUUCUGUGCCUGAAUCUGAUGUUUUAACAGAUUCUCAGAGUGAGAUUAAAAAGUGAGGGAAUAGAGGUAGGCUAUUAGUAUUUAAACGCAGAAUGUACAGCAUGGAGAAGAAAGAUAAGUUAGACUGAAAGAGAAAAAAAUACAAAAUGACUUGCCGAGCAUAGUUGAGAACAGAUGUACAUAUUAUAAAUAUAUAAAUUUAUAUAAAAAAUGUAUCAAUCUUAACUGCAAUCUUAUUGUACUCCAUAACUUCUUUUCCCUCUUGUAUCUGAUAUAUCAUGAAGACAUUUUACAUCUUUAUCAUAACUUCCUGAAAGAAAGACUAUUUAUACCAUCUAUUUAUAGUCUUGUUUGUACUGAAAUGCAAAAAGAAACAAAUCUGGAUUUCUUUAUAUAGUCUGGAAGAAUUCUUUAAAUGGACAUGAAUGAUCAAUUCUGUACAUAAAUAGGAGACCUAUUCCCAAGGGUUGUAUAGUAAUGUAGUGUAGUCAAGCCUUUUUUGUCUACAUUUUGUCAUCUGGGUAUUGGAAACUUAAGGUGCGAGGGGAUCCGUGACUGUUUUGUCUUUUCCUAUCAAUUUGUAAUGUUUUUAGAUUUGUACAUGAGGGUAGAUGUUCUAAAACACUGGCUGAUCUUUACCAUCUCAAUGUUGUACGCUUGGCCCCAUGGCCCUCAAUAUGCCUUGUGUUUUCGUGUUCUCUCUCAUAUUCAAAAACUCUUUUGUCAACAACAAAAAAGAAGUGUAGCACGACAUAAAGAUAAAACAUACUAAAGAUUUUUAGCUUUUAUAACGGAGGCUGUAUCUUCAGCUCUUCGGCUCCUAUGAACGCAGGAGAUGUAGGGUAUUCUUUGUUAGGAUACGGAACUGUUCAAUCAUCAUCUUAAAAAUGCAGCUAUUAUUUAUCUUUCUUUAAUGCUAUUAGAAAUCUUACGAUUAACUUUACUGUUUAUAUAUAAAAAUGACUUGUAAACCUACUAAUACACUGAAACUAUUUUACAUGUAUAACAUACAGCAAAUGAAUAUAUGUAAUAAAUUCAUAUGACAAGAACAGACUGUAUAAACAGAACUAUAAAUCAGGCAGAAUAUGUUUCAAAAACGACCCAUAUGGCUUAGAUGUCCUCAUAUGGCCCAUUGCAACAUAAUGCUUUAGAGAAAUAAGUAUAUGAGGAACCUAAUUUACAGAAUCAAAAAUAUCGCACAAUGCAAUAUGCAAUGCAAUGUUCUCGUCUGCUGAUAUCAUUUUCUUGUUCACAGCAAGUAAAUGAGAUUUGAAAAUGAGUUUAACACAUUAUUAUGCCCUUGGUGUCUAGCGCCAUCUAGCAGUAUGUCAUCAAUACUACAUCAAAUAAUCUUAAAUCUGCCUGAAGUACCUGGUGUGAAUCUGCAACACGGGCUACAUGACAUCUGUAUUCAAUCCAUUGACUAAAAUGAGGCAGAUGACUAAAUCCUGAGUCAGCACUUCCAUACCGAGUGCCUGCAGAUGCUGCAUUAAAUGAGCAUUGCAGCAAAUUGAACCUCAAUACGUUUGUCACACCAAAAAAUCUUCCCGUCGUUCUAAAGUAGGCCUAUAUCAAAUUGAAUAUUGAAGAAAAUAUUUACAUUUAUAUUUAUUAAUUGCGAAUGUAAGUAUUCAUCAGUUACCUUCUAUAAUUCCUAUUUUAAAUCCAAAAAUGUAUAUUCAUGCAUAAAGCAUGAAACAUUCCCAGACUUCUGUAACUGAUUGCAUUCUUGUGUGUAAAUAUUCAAAACAAAUGGUGAUGAUAGAUAGAUAAAUAGUAAUGGAAACCAGGACUGGCUCCUGCUGGAUAGUAAAGAAAUGCAUAUAACAAUUUAUAACCUACAAUACCCAUAUUGCAGGUGGGAUAUGCAGAAAUAGUUAUUAUAUGAUAGAUUAUAUGAAAAAUGAAAAGUGAAAUGGAAAUAUUUAUUCAUUUAGGUAUAGCUGAAGAUGGUAUACUGUAAGUAAAAACUGUGAAUAUCUGUUUUGUUUCUUAUCUUUUAUUAAUAAUGGCUUUAGAAAAGGCUUUCUGCUCUCAAGGUUCCGGCUGACAUUUGUUGUACUGCGUUCUGUACUGAGAGGUUUGGCUUAUAAAUAUGUAUGUACCAUUUUGCAUGGCAUUUUUCUUCUUCAUACCCUUUUUCAUUUUUGUGCUUUAUCCCUCUGGGCUGUUCUGUCUUGAUUUGACUCUCUCAGAGUUCCAUUAGGCUAAAGCUGCCUUACUCAUUUGCCUUGUCUUUUCCUCUUUUACACCUCAUCUCUCUCUCUCUCUCUCUCUCUCUCUCUCCUUCUAUUUUGUUCUUUUCAAAAGUUCAUUCCAAUGCCAAAGCAAGUGUGCCUGAUACUUAAGAUGAUGAUGACAGUUUGUUAUUAUUAUUAUUUAUCCAAUGGGUGGCAUUCUUUGUAAUCUGGUAUUUGCGUAAUAAAAUAAAAAAUUGAAAACAAAA